Lycium ferocissimum is the source of this 2041-nucleotide messenger RNA. RefSeq names its product probable RNA-dependent RNA polymerase 5. Lineage: Eukaryota; Viridiplantae; Streptophyta; Magnoliopsida; Solanales; Solanaceae. Gene Ontology annotation, biological process: siRNA processing. Gene Ontology annotation, molecular function: RNA-directed RNA polymerase activity. Gene Ontology annotation, cellular component: nuclear RNA-directed RNA polymerase complex. The coding region runs from base 472 to 1893 and encodes 473 amino acids. The transcript has 8 exons. The record is from RefSeq and is a predicted model, not a curated record.
GAGGUCGUUAUAUACACCUCAACAAGGAAAUUAAAUCUGAACCGUUGGAGCUCAUUAAGUUGAAAUUAUAUCCCUAACGUCCACGUGUUAUAAUCUGAACCAUGCUCUUAUUUUCUUAUUUGAGCCUAUUCGAGCUCAUGACAGGUCUCCUAAUGAAAAAGAAAAAGAAAAAUAAGGUUUACCACUAGGAUUCCUUGGUGGAGAUUGGAGGAUCAACUUACAUAUUAUGACUGGCUCUAAAAAAUGGACAUAUCCCCCUUCCAGUGAUUACUUUUUAAAAGGAAUUUUUGCAUGCUAUCUCUGUAUUACAGAAUUUUCUGUUAAAAUUUCUUCAGCUACAGACAUUGCAGGUAAAUAUGUCCGCAUGGGCUUACCUGAAACUGACACUUUUUAUGUUCUUUCAGUAUUAAACCUAGGAAUACUUAUCUAUCAAGAACCCUUAUUGCUCUAUUGACUUAUGGAGGUGUUCCCAUGGAGUAUUUCUUUGAUAUACUUAAGAAUACUUUGGAGGAGACACAAAGGUUAUACUCAGAUGAGGUGACAGCACUAAAAGUUGCAGUGAACCAUAGAGAUCGUGAUGAUGCCUCUAUUGCCACAAGUAUGAUAAUGGCUGGAGUACCUCUCACUGAACCAUAUCUUUGGUGUUGUCUAUCUUCCCUGGCAAAGGAAGAAAGAAAUGGGCUGAAAGCAGGAAGACUUCCUAUCUCUGAUACUUUCUAUCUAAUGGGAACAGCUGAUCCCACUGAUACUUUAAAUCCUCAUGAAGUCUGUGUUAUUCUUGAACAUGGGCAAAUAUUUGGAGAGGUACUAGUAUACAGGAAUCCUGGGCUUCAUUUUGGUGAUAUCCACAGACUACGUGCUGUCCCUGUGAAGAACCUCGGAGACAUAGUUGGAAAUGCUAAAUAUGGAAUAUUUUUCUCGACAAAAGGUCCAAGAUCCGCAGCCACUGAAAUUGCUAAUGGCGAUUUUGAUGGAGAUAAAUAUUGGGUCUCUCAGAACCCCCAGCUGUUAAAAUAUUACACUGCAAGUACACCGUGGAGCCGAAUCUAUUCAACGCCGAAGACAUUGCAUAGGAAGCCCAACAACUUCUCUGCAGAGGAAAGGGAGCACGAACUCUUUCGGACAUUUCUAGAAACUAGGAUGCCAAACUAUAGCAUGGCUGACGCUUCUGCUAACUGGUAUGCACUCAUGGAUAGACUUCUGAUAUUGGGGAAAAAUAACACCACCGAGAAUGAAGAGACGAGGUCUGUGACAGAAAAGUUGUCCAAGUUGAUUGAUUUGUACUAUGACGCUAUAGAUGCACCAAAAAGUGGGAAUAAGGUCUUCAUACCAAAGAGGUUGAAGGUAGACAAGUUUCCACAUUUCUUGCAAAAGAAAGAAAGCUAUCACUCUACCUCAGUCUUAGGAGAAAUUUAUGACCGGGUUGAUAAAUUUAAAGCUGAAGAACCAACUGCUGUAGAAAUUAAGAAACUUUCGGCUUUUGAGGUCGAAAUCCCCAGGACAUACUUGAGGUUAUGGGAAGAAAGGUACAGAAAUUACAGACGUGAGAUGACGGAAGCGCUGAACACCAGCAGUGAAUCAAAAAAUGACUUAGCUGACCAGGUUAUCAAAAAGUACAAACAGCUGCUAUAUGAAGCGCCGGAUAUGGAGGAGAGCGUAGGGAGUAAAUCGGACAUAUUUAACCAUGCGCUUGCUAUUUAUCGCGUGACUUAUGAUUAUGCAAAAGCUAAAGGCGAUGUCAAAAAAUGUGGUUUUGCAUGGAAAGUUGCAGGUUCAGCCCUUUGUAGGCUUCAUGCUGAGCUCCAUGCUAAAGAACAUAACCAAAACGUCAUGGCCGUUUCACCUUCUAUAUUGCACAAAUUAUUGAACUUGAGGAACAAAGAAGUCUCUUAGCAUGUAAAUAUAUGUGUUGAUGAUUUAGUGUAUAUAUUGCUAUUUAGUGUAUAACCCACUUAUGAGAUCACACCGGCUAUGUUUUGUUGUAUAUUGCUAUUUAGUGGGUACCUAUUUUAGUGUAUAUAUUGCUUUUCUUGCGUUCUUA